UGUUUUGUAUGAUCUGGGAAUAUUCUGGGUAUAUAUGUGUUUAAUUUGUAGGUUUUUCAAUUUUUGGGAUAGUUUGAAAUAUUGUCGUUAUGCUGCCCAAAUUUUGUUAGUAAAUGGUUCAACAAUUCCAUGGCUCGUUAUUUGCGUAGCACCGUACCCCCAACUACACUAACUUGGGAACAAGUAAAACCAGCUGAUAUCGAAGCUAUUCGAAAGAGACUAUCUGAAAAAUUCAUUUAUCCAGAAGACAAUCCGGUAAUCAACGAUGUCAUGGUAAGACAAAUGCAAAAACAUCUGACUGAUUGGCGCCACACGAUGAAGAAACACUGGGUAGAUGUUGGAGGAGAGGUGGACAAUGAGAGAGCGAAGUCAAAACCUUUUGUGUCGAUUACUUCUUCUGAUUGGGCAAUUCUGUGUGAUUUUUGGGCUUCUGAUUCUCACCAGUGUAUAUCGAAGAAAAAUAAAGAAGCUCGAGCUAAAAUGACCAUACCAGGAGGACACGGUUCCAAAUCUAUCGUUGCCCAUGUUUAUGAUCACAUGGACUCAUCUACUGGCCAGCUCCCGAGCAUGAUCGACACAUUCGAGCACCUCCACAAGAAGAAGGAUAAGUGGAUUAGUGAUGCAGUGGUGACAAAACAUAAUGAGAUGACCGAGCGUCGAGCAUCGCAGAGUACGGCCCCUGUAUCAUUUGCUGCUUCUUGAGUCGGCGAUAAUGUCGAUGGUCAUUUCCCGCCUGAUAUGGAUAUUGUCACGGAUGUCCUUGGACCCCGCUCGCGUUAUAAGAAAGGGUUUGGGGGGUUGCCUAGGUUGAAGACAAUUGGCGCAAAGAGGGCAGCAUCUUCGUUAACUUCUCAAAUGUCCGGGCAAUUGCCACCUGAAGUGGACACCAUUUUGCAGCAAAAUCAGGACAUUAUGCUAGAAAAUCAUAACCUAAAGAAGCAUACGACUAAACUUGAGAGUCGUCAACGGCGUCAAGAUCUCCUGCUCAGUGCUAUGUUGAAGCAGGUUGGUGAAUUGGCUCCUGGUUUUACUGUUGACUUACCAGACCAGGAUUCGGACGAGGACGAUGAUGCUGACGGGGGCGGGAAUGAUGAGGCGGGCAGUACUCAUUUGUAGAACUUUUUUUCUAUUUAUUUAAAGUUUAAUUUAUGAGACAUUUAUUUUACUAAAUUACUUUUAUAUUUUCAUGUUUGGUGGAGACAAUAAAUAUUAAUAGUUGUA
This is a messenger RNA of Humulus lupulus (European hop), 1221 nucleotides long. RefSeq lists its product as uncharacterized. The record is from RefSeq and is a predicted model, not a curated record. Lineage: Eukaryota; Viridiplantae; Streptophyta; Magnoliopsida; Rosales; Cannabaceae. The transcript has 5 exons. The coding region runs from base 130 to 702 and encodes 190 amino acids.